Molecule: messenger RNA, 9342 nt
Organism: Guillardia theta CCMP2712
Lineage: Eukaryota; Cryptophyceae; Pyrenomonadales; Geminigeraceae
Exons: 9
Coding region: 1-9342 (3113 amino acids)
Biological process (GO): protein phosphorylation
Molecular function (GO): ATP binding; phosphatidylinositol binding; ubiquitin binding
Source: RefSeq, a predicted model, not a curated record
AUGGCCAACAAGAGACAUUGCAAUCAGAGCCACCACAUCAAGAUCCAUUCUAUGAGCAUCAAUCACAUCAACCAUUCCCGCAAAGAGGCUCGGCAUCCAGCGUUAAGAGAAGCACCGAGAAGAACAGAUUGUCAGUGCGCCAGCAACAGUAUUGUGAUCGCCAACCCAAACGACCGCGUGCGAGGGGCGAUACAGAGUUUGUUUCCGGAAGUGCAUUCUUUUGCCAUGACGUCGCACGAGUUCUUUUCUGCGCUUGAAGAUCAGCGUCAAGAGAAAGAGAGUCUGCAGAUGCGGGGUUGGGGAGGAAGCUUCGGGUUGAUAUGGCUGGAUUACUGCGGGACUUUCUCGUCCAUCGCAGGGAGGAAACGGCAGAAAGACGUUCUCACCAUCUUCAAGCUGGGGCUCAUCUGCAAUGACAGCCAUGACGGUAUGCUUGUUCUGACGCUCUCGUUACGAGGGAGCCCACAGAAUUAUCAGCACGACGUCGUUGACUCGGUUGUCGCUUUUGUCUGCCAUGCUGCGGAUGCAAAUGAUGUGAUUGCAAGCCAUGUGGGUACAUGCUCGUAUAAAGUCUCUUGUCAGAUGUACACGCUAUCAUUCUAUGCAAGAAAGAAGCCUCUCAGUGCUAUUCAAGUUGAUGUCCCAUCGGAAAUUGAAGGCUCAAUCUUGGCGAUACGGCCCGAGGAGGAUCGGCAGAUCUGUUUUUUCCCUGGGAGUUGGAAGAUGCUUUCAACCAAAGACAAGCUGCUUCCGGCAGGCUCUGCAAUGCUAAGCACAUCAAGCAUUGUUUGCAAGCUUGUCAGGAAAAUUCUGAAACGCUCAGUGAAUGCUUGCAUACAAGAGAGCAAACUCUUCUAUAUGACAACGAACUUGUGCAAGAGUGGUGAUGAGUAUGUAAGAGCGAUACACCUUCUGGUUGGCGAUCCAGUUGAUGUAAGCCUUGCAACACGGCUGUUACGUUCCCUUCCCCAUGAUGUCGAAGAGCGCGUCUUGCUUGCGAAUAAGGAGUUCCAUGAGACGAUCAGUCAAGCUAUGACUGAAAAAGGUCAGGGGUCCUGUCUUGGCGAUAACAAGUUCGACUUUAUUUGGCUAGGGUAUGAGAGCUACAAAUCUUUCUCUGCAAGAGACUUGCAGCACUGUUACUCUUGGAGCGACAUCAACGACCUCUUCAGUCACGGUUUGCUACGAACUUGCGGGGGGUUAGAGUGUUUGGUUGGAAUCUGUAUCAACCAUGCUUCGAACGGAGAGUGUUGGUCGGGGUCCUGUGUUGACUGGCUUGUCUUUGGAUUCCAACUAGUGGCUGCCAAACAUGGUUUCGACGCCAGGACUUUGGCAGUAGUUCAGUAUUGUGUAGAGUGCCCAAGGCUAUCCUGUGUUUUCCUAGUGCAGGAGAGCAAGAAACUUGUCACAAAAUCUGAAUGCGCUCAAAAUGAAAUGAGUAAGGUUGGAGCCACCGAGGAAGUGGCAAGUAGACAUCUGGAGCAGAAAUCUUGUGAAUCAGUUUCAGACUACCUUCGUGUGGUCCACGAGUGUGUCGAUACGAUCAACGACGUUGCUGUUUCAGGCUGGAAAGUUCAGAUAGGAUGGGAUCUAGAUCGGGAAAAGGUUCCUGUGAGGUCAAGCUUCAAAUACAAGAGAAUCAGCUCGCAAGUGUCCGAUCUUGUUGCGGACAUUUCUGGUCAAAGGCAUCUUGCUACACCCUCUGGCCGCAACGUGUCGAUUCUCCUGCAUGAGCCAGGGUUCUCCUGCAUUCUUCCUGUGCUGCUGCGCAUGACUGCUCGGCCGAUGCCGAUUGCGCCCGACGGUUCAACGUUGGUUGUUGAUUGUGUCACGGUAGACAAACUUCAGGUUUGGGAAAGGCUUGUCAUUGGCUGGAUCACGGCAAAGAGAAAUACAUCGGCAGUAUACGGUCUUGUCAUGCUAGCAGAGGCGUCCUGCAAGCAAGCACCAAUUCUUCUUGAGCACAGAUUACGGGAGGCGGCAACGAGUGCUGCAUUAGAUUUGCAGCCAUAUGCUUCUGAGUCCUUCAGCAGUGAAAGCUGCAACUACCACUGGGCGAGCUACCAGUGCUCCCGGACUCUCAACGGCAGUGCCGAACCUGACUCGAUCCUUGCCAGCUGCGGUGCCAUGAGCGACACAAGAUGCCAUGAUUCGCCGGGCGUCUACUUCCUUGAUUGCACUGGUUAUCUUCCUCCAUCGAUGACCCUGCUGGAUGUCUGCCUCGAAGAUUGCGAGGUCGAGCUCUCUUCUGGUGGAGAGAACAAAUGUCUGAGAGAUAUCCUGAACGAUCUUGAUGGUUGUGCAUACUGGAAUGCCACUGCACAAGAACAUAGCGCGUUCGAUCUUUCUCUCUGUGAAGACUUGCUGUUUCAAGGCACGGAUUGGGGGAGGUUGUUUGUAGAGAAACAUAACGUGUCGUCGAGUAUAUUAGAACAGCUCGUGUCAGUCUAUAUGUGGGUGAAAUCAGACAUACCAUCUGUCAUGUCUUCCAUAUUCACCCUGCAUGCGUCUGCGUCAUCGGAAAGGCUGUUUUUAACUGGAGUGAGAUACCUCCAACUGAUAGUGAGCUCAUUGAAAACAUUCUACGACAUCUUCGGAGAUGAGAUCAUGUAUUGUGGGCCCUGCCAUGCUGACUUCGCGGACGAUCUUUUCACUGGAGGGAACUUGACUUGUCUGAGAGCAAAUGACGUUCGGGUUGUAAUGCCAAGAGUUUGUUCAGUCGGCGCCGUCUUCACCUCAGACGGUCCAGGCGCAGGAUGCCUUCACGUGAACUGCGAGCACGUGGUCGGGUAUAGGAUGAGCGUUCUGGACCUUGGUGCGAUCUUUGAGGACUCGAUUCUUGUGCAUCCUCGGCAGGUUUGGAGAGUUUUGUCUCAAGAGAACAAGAAAGACAAGGAAGUUCGCACAACAUGGCAGCUGCUGGAUGUAAGCGGCAAGGAGGAUUUCGUUCAAACUUUGGAGGCACCGUUAGAUUUGGAUGACUUCACGUUGACUGUGAAAGAAGAUUUCUUGGACCCCAGUCACUCCAUCGUCGAAGAACAAACGCUCAUCCGAAAAGUUUCCUUCAUCUCCAAACCAGAUUUUCUCAAGUGCACUGGAAUCGUCAGCCUCUGUCCCCAUGAGAACAGUCUGCACAGCAACCUCGUUCGACAUGCCCGUCAUCUUUGCAGUCUCAGCCAUCAGUCCCUCGCUCCUUAUCUUCCCGCGUCAAACUCGUCGGUUAUGCUCUGCUCCAUCAAAAAACCCUCCGGCGUCUCCCUCCACGAGCUUAUAGAGCGCAAGGAGAUCAAGACCGAGGAGAGCAAGAUAGAAAUCUCACAUCAGAUCAGCGAUGGGUUGGCUUACCUGCACGACCAGGAGCUCUCUCACGGAUCCCUUGACGCCAUGAACGUUAUACUGACUUCAACUUCGAGCGUCCAACUCGUCGACUUUGGCUGGUUCAAGGAGUUUUCGCCUGUUGACAUCUGCAAAAGAAGUCUUGAUAGCGAACAUCAGAUUCAGAGAAGUCUUGACCUUCGCAACUUGGGGGUUGUGAUGCUGGAAAUGCUCUCGGGAACGAUCUGCGGGGGAAAGAAGCCAGUGAGCCAAGAGAACUUGCGGCUUCUGUUCGACAAGAAUGUCGACUGCAAACUCGGGAAACUAGCCCACGAUUGCUUCUAUGGUAUUGAAGGCGCUCGACCUAGUGCAAGGUAUGCCGCAUGGUUCUUAUCGCAUCUCAAUGGGGAAACCAAGGACGAUUCUGUUUGCGAGUCUUCCACGAAUAUUUGUAUCCGCCAUCACGCAACUUGCGUUCAAUUUACUCUCGAGAUCAAGGAACUGAUCUUGAAAAUGGAAGCCGCUGAUGAUGAAGAGAGAAUAUUGUUCACCUUGCAAACGAUUCAUGGAUGGUUUCCUUCCAGCUCUCAGAACGAAUACGACAAUAUGCAGUUGCAUGAAAGUUGCAGAUGUAAAGUUUUCAAGUGUUUCUAUCGCUCUGCGGUAAGUGCAGGACUGAUGAACUGGAUGCUGAAAGUGAUGGAAAGAUGCAAUCAAAGUGUGUCAGUUUUCACCGAGUGUUGUGCUUGCCUCAAGGUGCUGAUGAGGGACGAAACAUGUCGCAGAUGUUUCCAAAAGGUGAAAGGGCUGAGCAUUUCUGCAGUGUCCUUAUCAACCUUGGCGUGUGAGGAAGAAGUUAUCAGCUCUGCUUGCUCACUCCUCGCAGCUCUACAAUCGCAUGGGGGGAUGAGGGAUGACGAUGACGUGGAGCAAGAAAAGGAUUUUGAUGAUGGGGCGAUCAAGAUCUUGUCAACUGUCCUGCAGAACAUGAAAGAUAGUGACCGCCCUCAAGGUCAGAUAUGCUCGUUGAGAUGUCUUGUGGACCUAUCAAGAGACCCUUGGAUCGCAAACCAACUUGUCAAAGUGAGCGCAACAGAUGCUGCGUUCGAAGUCAUGCAAUCAUCUUGCGAUCAGCGUGUUAAGCUCCUAGCUUGCUCCCUUGUCUGCGAGGUCACAAGUCAUGUGAGACUGAAAGACUCUGACAUGCGAGAGGAGCGAAUGAAGACAACUGUCGAGGUGCUGAGGAGAGCCUGUGAGGAGACUGACUGCGAGCUUGCUCGAUGCUGCUCCCUUCUCAUUGCAAACAUUCUCAAAUCAAGCAGCAAAUCUUUGGGCAUGCUGGAGAAGAUGGGAGGAAUCCCAGUUCUGAUAGAGGGAUUGGACCUGUUUCCUCAUGAUCGACAAGUUGCUGAAAACGUGUGUGUAUGUCUGCACACUCUUGCGCACAACAACCUGAAGCGAAACAUGUUGAUCUCUGACCUGCAUGGAGUUGCCAAGGUGAUCAUGUGCAUGCAAACGCAUUCAUCGGACGCAGCAACGAUGCUGGCGGGAUGUCGCUUGAUGGGAUCGCUGGCUAUGAACAACUACAAGAACAAAGAAGAAAUCGCGCGGAGGCGGGGAGUUGAGCUGAUCCUCGAAGCGGUCACACUUUCAGUCUGUCAUGAGAUGUUGGUUGAAGGCUUCAAGUCUCUCUUGUCUAUCUGUUGCAACCAUCUGCACAACAGUGAGACAAUCUUGAACAACAUCGGCCGGCUGGUGUCAGCGGCAACAAACUUCAAGCAUGAGGAAGCUCUUUGCUCGGCCUUCCUAGAACUUCUUGCCAUGGCUAACAAGAGCUCGAAAGGCUCAAGCUCGCUUGAAAGUCAAGAUUAUAUCGGCGAGCUGGUCUGGGGCUUCAUGAUGGAAUUCUCGGGAAACAGAGACAUCAUCAAGAAUGGGAUGUCAGUUGUGUCAGCGUUUCCUGCCCCUCCUCUUGUUCAUCAGCAAGAAGAGAUGCGAACUCGGGUAGUGAACAUCGUCGUUGACUGUCUUGUCAAGAUGUGGGAGCUCAAAAAUGUCAGGCAAGCUUGUUACCACAGCCUUGCAAGCUUUGCAGAUGUCGAGAUAGAAGAAGAGCUUGAUGUUUUGCCGGCCUUUCAACUCGUCCUGACGAGUGUCAGAGAGGAGAUAGGGAAUGAGAGGAGCAAUAUCUUACGAUGCAAGACCUUGCUCUUUCUCACUCGCUUACUUCCCUUGUAUGCGAUGGAUGACUUCAAUCAAGACAUCAUGGAGACAUUCUCUGAAUGCCUUCAAACUUACCAAGGAGACAUCUCCACAAUCGUUGUGCUGUUGGAUUGUUGCAUUCGAUUCAUCUGCAAGGUCAAGUACUCGCAAGAUCUCAACCGGCACAUCAAAGAAAUUGUCAAGUUGACACGGCAGCAUCUUUCAGACUCUCCGACUCUCCAGUCGAGACUCUGCGAACUCUUUCAGCAUGUCAGCAAGGCCGAGGCUGUCGAUGAGGAAUGCGACUCGGCCAUGUCAGAAGUGAUUGAAGGAUUGUCGUCUCCCAACCAAAGCAAGAUUUUGAACCUCAUUGCAUCGUCACCGGACAAGUUCUCUAGCAAGACGCUUCAACGAGCCGUCAGCUUCAUCUACCAUCACAUCUCAUCUGAAGACAACUCCGAGGAGCGCGUUUGUCAAUGUAUAGACGACCUGCGCAGGAUCUUUCAAACAGUCAAAGCUGAUAAGUCAUACACGUUCAAGACAAGCACAAGCUUCAUGUCUUCUCUAGUGCAUGUCCUCAAGUCCAAGACUGUGAGCGUGGAGAACAGAAUUCUCACCUCCCAUAUGAUCAUGUUGCUCGUCCAAGACCAGUCAGAGAACUGCAUGUUGUUCGCGGAGCAAGAUGGUAUCACAGCAGUUCUCACCAUGUUGGACGAGGUGGAGGACGAAACUUCAGAGAACGUCUCACUGACCGCCAACGUCUGCGCCAUUCUCACGUGCUUGGCUGACGUAUCCCUCAAACUUCGUGUCUGGAUCACCAACGAGGAUGCGGUCAGGCGACUGCUGCGCCUCGUAUCUCAACCGCAAGACAGGCUUGAGAUUGUCUGCCGUGUCGUUGCCUCGCUCAACAAGCUUUGCGAAAACAAUCUGCAGGGUAUCGAACAACUUGCAAGCCAGGACGGUGCAGGCAUUUUCAUGAAUCUCCUCCAACAGCAGAAGAGCAACGCUGCUAUUGUUGAGGCCUCUCUGCAGAUACUAGACAAGCUGUUCUCAAAGUCAUACAAGGAUCGAACAAACAAGACCAUCUCGCACGUGUUUGCAGCAAUGUGGUUACAUGAGAAUUCAGAGGAAAUCCAGUAUCAUGGUUGCACCAUCCUGUUUCACAUCGUGCAGAGCAAAGUCAUCAAGGACUUGUCGCAACAGCUACCAAACCUUGUGUCAGUCAUCAAGUCAAGUUUGUUGUAUCACUUCACGGCGAAAAACUCUCGAAGUGCAGCUCAGCUCUUGCACGAGUUGUACAAGCAACUGCCGUCAAGUUCCACCCUUGUUCUUGAUGAGAGACUGGCCAAACAAGUCAUCAGUGCGCUAGAGGCGUUCGGAUCAGAUCACGAGGUCGUAGAUGUCGUUGUGAAGCUACUUCAUAGAUCGCUCUUGUGCUACAGGGACUCGCCAAUUUCUCGAGAGGCUGUGAAGCAAAGUGUGAUCACAACUCUGUCGAACAUGAUGAGUUUACAUCAAGACAAUGAAGACUUGCAGACAACGUUUCUGCGACUAUUUCAUGCUGUCUUGCUUGACAACAAGUGCAUAAUAUCUGAUGACACCAUGAAAGAUCUUGCCCUUGGUAUUCUGCAUUCUCUCGAGCUGUUUGAAGCGCCGACGCUGAGAAUCUAUGCAAGCAGAAGUCUGUCGAGCAUCUUGUCAAGAAAUGAGAGCAUGCAGGCGAUGGCGAGAGAGACUAAUUUCAUCAGCGUCAUAACUUCUCUACUUGAAGACUCUGACGAAGAGCAUCUUGUUCUUGAAUCUGUCUUGAUGAUGAUCGAUAGCUUCUCACGAGGCAAUGCUGCAAAUGCAAACUCACUCUAUUCCGCCGGCGUUUCCAAGACCAUCUUCAACGUGUUGCUUACGAAUCAAGAUCCCAUGGUCCGUGAGAAGGCGUCGUCGACGCUAUCUACUCUUGCUGCUUCACAUGAUGACAGAUCAAAAGAUAACUUCACUGAUGAUGACCUGUUGGCAAUCAAGAGCUUUUUUGAUGACACCAUGGACGCAGUAAUAUCAGAACCCACGAUCAUGUCGACAUGCAGAAUCAUCAGCAGCUACGGUCUACAUCAGACAGAGAAUUUCUGCAAUGUACUCAUUCAUCCCAUCUUCAAACAGAUCGUCGCCGACUACCUGCAGCCGCAGCGCCGCCAGCGGGGGCUUCUCUUGCUCUGGGGAAUAUUCUCGGAGAUCGACUGCAUUCGGAGGAUAGAGGAGGAAACGAUAGCAGAACUCGUUGACGUGUUGUAUCGGAUCGUCAAAGACAGAGAAGCUUCAAGCAAGGACGUGCAGAUCUCACUUGCGAUCUUGGCUGAUAUUUGUGAUAAAAGCAGCAGUUCAUCGCAGUGCUUUGCAGCACAAGAUGGCAUUCAGAUAUUCUUAGAUCUUGUUGAAAGUUCUCAAGAUCCAAGUGUUGUGGCAUGUGCGUUGAAAUUGCUGCAUGCCGUGCUAUCAAGGGCCGGAGAUGAGUUCGUGCGGUGGGAUAUCUUUAUUCAUUUCUUCUCCAGCCUCAGGGACAGUAUGAAAUCAGAAGAUGUUCUGGAGCAAUUAUUGAGAAAUUUACAUCUUGCACUCAGCAAGGACAACACGUUACUAGAGCGGUUUACAGAUCAGCAUGGGCUUGACUUGCUUGUUGAAAUGAUGAAGACUCAUUCAACAUCUUUCAAGAUCCUGCAACUCUGUUUUAUUAUCUUGUCCAUGUUCUGUGAUGCAAAGUUCAAGCAGAAGAUGGAAGGGCUAGACGUGUUUAUUCUCACCUUGCAAGUGAUGAGGGUACAUGACAAGGAAGUGAUCAUUCAGACACACUGCUGCAAGCUGGUCGCGUGGUACGCCUGGAUGUUUCCUUCCUCUCGCAACCUGGUCGGAGAACGGGAGGGGGUGGAGAGAAUCGUUUGUGCAAUGCUAGAGUUCGUCGAUGAUAACAAGCUACAGCUUGCGGCGUGUGAUGCCUUGGCGUAUCUGACGAAAGAGCAGCACAAGAACGGCGUGACGCUUGCGAGCAAGGGAGGAAUGGAGCUCGUGCUAGCUGUCAUGAGAGCUUUCUUAAACAACUCAACCAUCUUGGAAGUUGCAUGUAUGAUCCUCUCAAAUAUCGCUCAGAUCGCCUUCAAGUAUUGCACCUCAAUCGUCGAGCUCGGGGCUGUUGAGCUUCUGCUCGAAGCGAUGCAAGGCCACCCGGAGAGCUCGAGGCUGCAGGAGCGAGCAUGCUUCGUCUUGUGGAGCCUGGCGAGAUCUGCAGCCCUCAAGAGAUCUAUGGACAGCCGCGUCAUCAUCAGCAGGAUAACGUUUGCUCUGGACAACCAUCACACAGUACCGACAGUGCUGGAGUACGCAUGCUCAGCUCUGGCCGUCUUCAUUGAUCAGGAAGGCAUGCUGUCGGCAUUUCAGAAUGACGCCGCCACUCAUCUCUAUCUUGCCAUCCAGCAUAGCAUGGCUGUUGCUCAGGCGCAGCGAGCAGCUUGGCGGCUGGUGCAUCUUCUUGCUGUCAAGUACGGAGACAGUGAAUUCCUCAUGUUGAAGUCGAGAGCGAUCCCCCUCGCCCUUGACGUUCUUCUAGUCAACAUGGAGACUCUGCAAGUAGUGCAGGAUUGUCUGAAAGCCCUGCUGCCACUGGCACAGAAAGUCACAUGGCAUGCCGAGGACGAGUCUCUGAAGCAGGAUGUCAUCAGGGUUGUGAAUCAGGUGCUGGCACGAUACGGGAAACAAGACGAAUCAGUCCGUCGCACAAGUAGAAGGAUCUUGAAAGAACUAGACAGAUCCACAAGGGCUUGUCUGGGUUGUUUUGGUUAA